Molecule: messenger RNA, 863 nt
Organism: Malus domestica (apple)
Lineage: Eukaryota; Viridiplantae; Streptophyta; Magnoliopsida; Rosales; Rosaceae
Source: RefSeq, a predicted model, not a curated record
UCCCUUCUUUAUGAGAAGUCCAAGCCAUAGCCAUAUUAUUUCAAAGUUUGUGUGCCCACAUUCAACAAAUCUAUUACUUUUGAGCCUUUUUCUUAAGAUCUGUCCUUGAAUUAUUCUUUCUUGGGGUUUCAAGAACAAUCUUGAUCUUUCGACAUCCAGUUCUAUUGAUGCAAUAACAAUGCCGGCUGAUGAGAAUAAGGAGCCCAAACCCAUCCCUCUUUGGCUUGAUAAAGUGAAGGGUACUCUACCUCGUCGAGAAGAUGAAUUAGCCAAGGCUAUAAAAAAGAACAUUGGAAGGAAGAAUACGACCGAAAGCAAACCAACUAAAAAUGCCAGUAGUUCCAAGAAUACUUGCAUAUGCGCUCCAACAAAACACGAGGGCUCGUUUAGGUGCCACCUCCAUCGAACAAGCUUGGUAGCACAAAAUACAAACAAGUCAAACUUGAAUGCCAAGAAUGGUCAUCAUGAUGUGGUUGAAAAACACGCAAGGCUAUCAAGAUUCGGCAGGGCUGCCUCUGCAAGAAAUUGCCAUGGAAACCUUUCUUUUGUUGGAGCAUAAGCAUGGCAGCUGGAUCAAGCAUUCAAGGUUGCUGCAAUGUGAAAGAAGAAGAAGCUCAAAAAUGUCUAAGUGUUGUUCUUAGCUAAGUUUAUAUAUGUGUAAUAAACGGUCAAGAUUAUAUCAUUCAAUGGUGUAUAACUUGACACGUGUCCAGUUUGUUAUAUGUUAAGUGAAUCCAUGUGAGUUGCACAUAAUCAUAGUCGCUUUAGUGGAUUGGCAACGGCUAUUUAGCUGGUUUGUAGCCGAGUUUCAUGGAUCGAAUCCAAUGUAGAUUCGAGGAGCAACGUACUCCUUCUUCCCCAAA